CCCCGUUUGAGUGCGUGCGCGUGUCUCCUGAUUUCACCCUGACACGCGCACACAGACACGCUCACAACACAGGCAGGCGCACGCAUUUCCAGUGUGUGAGUCUGCAGAAGCGGAGCUUCGCAGCAGAAAUCAGCUCCAAACAGGAUUUCUUCCGUUUUCCGUCCGUCCGCCGCGUCCGCCGCGUCCUCGCGACGGUUCCUGGUUCCUCUCCGGCUGUUGUGGAUUUACGGGCCCUCCCCGGUCCGCAGGGUUCGGCUGUCACCGCUGCCGCUUGUUGUCAUUCUGUCCGGGAGACGCGCAGCCGGAGCGCAGACUGGAGGAGGACUUGAUAAACUGGACCAGAAGACUAAUGGUUCACAGCAGGACGGCCUCAUGAGGACACUUCCUGUCAGAACUCCUGUUAACCAGACCAGGUGCAGACUGGCAGAUCGUUUGGUGGGAAAAGUGAAUGACUUCUGAAACAGAGGGGAUCUACGAGCACUAUUCCUUAAAGAAAAGUUGAUCUCUGGAGGAUUCAACUUCUGUUUGCAAAAAUCACCACACAGUUUUGGGAAGAUGCUGGAAGGAGCUGCAGAUGUCUGAUGAGCUCCACUAAUGCCUCCCUUUUUGUUUGUGUGAACUUGUCGGCAACCCUUCGAGGUUCGGCUAUAAUGCUUGAUAGUUUUGGGACCUUGUAACCCUCCAGAACCUACCUUCCCAUCUUCCCCACCAUUCCCUCUCUUCCCCCUUCUCUAAACCACAGAGGAGCUGCAAAAAAAAUGGAGGCUCAUGAAUCAGCUGCUGCAAGGCAGAAAUGCUCCAGUAAGGAACUGGGGAAGGAGAAGGCACCUCUGCAGAGAAAGUGGGCAUCCGAGCCGUCUGCAAACAUCAAACGAAGCACUUUUGCUGACCCAGAGGUGAAACACAGAGAGAGCUUGCCAUGUGGUGCUACUGGGGGAUCUGCACCUCAGCAGAAGUAUGCAAUUACAGGGAAUUCUCCAAAGCUGAUAUCUGGGCCCUCUGCAGUUGGAGCCAUAGGAGGUUUUCCCAGAGGAUACUCCUACCAGCUGGGCCAGCCAUAUCCUCAACAUCCCCAAACUGAGCGCUUUGUCUCAGGAGCCAAACCACAGCCUGGCCUGGAGCCCCAUGCCUGGCCAUUUGCCGGCCAGUUGCCUUCAGAUGAUUUGUACCCUGUUGGACAACCAGGUCACACUCACCCACAUGGGUCAGGGACAGGGAGGUUUCCCCGCCAGAAGUCUCCCAGUUUACCUAGCUCAUUUGGACAGUAUUCUCAGUCGGGCUCUGAGCCUGGAGACGAGGCCUACGGCAAAAAAGAGCAAAAGCCAAAAAAGCCCGGCAAAUACAUCUGUCACUACUGCGGCCGAGCAUGCGCCAAGCCCAGCGUCCUGAAGAAGCACAUCCGCUCACACACCGGAGAGCGGCCAUACCCAUGCAUUCCCUGUGGCUUUUCCUUCAAAACCAAGAGCAAUCUUUACAAGCACCGCAAGUCACAUGCUCAUGCCAUCAAAGCUGGACUGGUACCAUUUUCAUCAGAGCUGGCUGCGAGCCGAGGCGGAGACAUGGACCAGUCUUCGCCGAUUGGCGAAGCCGAGGUACCAUCAGACGGAGAGCAGAGUACAGACACGGAUGAGGAAGGAGUGGAGGGCUCCACCAUGCUGACGGAUAAGGACAGUCCCAUCCCACAGAUUUCAUUUAAAGCUGACAAGAAUGCAGGUGGAGCAGAACCAGCAUAUGCCGACUCAGCUGAAGAACUUCCCAUCGGAUCUAUGAAAGUGCCUAUCCUUAUCUUUCACAAGCCCGGAGGAGUCCCCCCUACAGAAAUUGAGUGCCCACCCUUUCAUGACAUAAAGGGGUCCCAUCACAUGUUGGCAUCACAGGCAGGUGGAAGAGCACAUUCCCUGGAUGACUCCCCCACCAUCAAACAACGCUUGGCCCUGAGGCUGAACGAGAAGAAAGGGCAGGACUCUGAUCCUGGAAUGUCCCAGUCCCUGAACCUCCUCAGUCCACACAGCAAAGGCAGCACAGACUCGGGCUACUUUUCCCCCUUUGACAGUGCAGAACUGCAGAUCAGCACUCCAAAUACCAAUGCCAAGACUUACGAAGAGAUUAUGUUUGGUCGGACCUGGUGCAACCGACCCAACUCUAGGUCGAGACAGCCCAUGACGGUGGGCAUGGCUGGGGCAGACCCCAGCAGCCUAGCCAGCUUAAAACAACCAGGUGCUAUUCCAGACAUGGGGAAGAUAGCUGAAGAUCAUAUCUCUUUCAGAGGAAAUCUAGGAAUCUGUGGUGAUGCCAAGCAAUAUCCAACUGCCCCAUGUCAAAGCAGUACAGGACUUCUGGAGCCUCCAUCAGAUUCUGGGCAUCUUAUCAGGAGUAACUCCAUGCCAACUCCAUCCCCUCCAAACCUCAGCACUCCUCAAGGGAUUCGAGGCAGCGUCUCUUUUGAUAACAUGGUGGCUCAAGAUGAUGUGUUUUACCCUCCAGGCCAUCCCAGACUGAGAAGACAAGGGGCAUUUGAACAUUCAGCUAAUGAAGCCCAUGUAGGAGAGGCAGAGAGCUAUGGACAUAUGUCCAAAAAUCUGGCCUCAUCUCUGGGUAUGAAGAUUACAGAACGAAGCCCAGGAGUGCCAGAGCAUAUUACCUACAGCCCAUAUGGUACUAAAGUCAGCAUGUCGGAGAUAGCCACACGAAAGAGAAGGAAAGAGAAGAGUGUUGGGGAUGAUGAGGACAGUCCUGAUCACUGUGACAGCAGCUGUAGUGGCUCGGUUGAGAUGGUGGGGGACUAUGAAUUCAAACAAGGCAGUUUGGAUGGGUCAAGAGCGACGCCGACAGGGAAGGGCUCUCUUCAUAGUGCUCACAGCCAGUCCGACAGCUUCGAUACCUGUGCCAGCAUGUGCUCUGAAGACGUUGCUCUGUAUCCCGACACUGAAGGCAGGAAGGCAGCUGGGAACGUCAUAUCAGUCAUCCAGCACACCAACUCACUCAGCCGCCCGAAUUCCUUCGACAAAUCAGAAUCUUUCGAACAGCCAGGAUACCAGCCCUCAGAUAAAGCUCCAUCUAGUCAGUACUCGGAGCAAUCUGACACGGAUAUCUUUGAAGAUGCCUUGAGCCCUGAAUCUGGCCUUCUGAGGACAGAGAGCACGGAGCAGCAGGUGCAAAGCGACAGUGACCUGGCCUCCCUUUCAUCGCCCUUGGCUGCAGCCUCGCCUGGCCAGCCCUAUCACAAACUGGUCCGACAACCCAACAUUCAAGUUCCUGAGAUCAGGGUGACGCCAGAGGAGCCCCCUGAAAAGGAUGCUGAAACUCCGGUGAUGAAGGAACCGGAGAAGCAGCAGCAGCAUGUAGAGGAGUUCCAGCUGCCACAAAGGAGUGACACUCUCUCCCAGAUGCCCACAGAAAAGCUCCCCCCAAAGAAGAAGAGGCUGCGCCUCGCGGAUAUGGAGCAUUCAUCCGGGGAAUCGAGCUUCGAGUCAACUUGCACCAGCCUGUCUCGUAGUCCCAGUCAGGAGAGCAACCUGUCCCACUCCUCUUCACUUUCCAUGUCCUUCGACAGAGAUGAAGGCCUCAAGUCUGUUUCACCAACCAAACAGGAGGACCCGAUGGCAUGUGGUGGUGGAGCAAAGCCAUCAGAGUUUCUGACUGUACCUGGAAGUGGUUAUUCCAGCCACCACCAGCAGAGGGAGAUGAGGAGGUCUUCAUCAGAGCAAGCGCCGUGCACGUUGCCCACAGAGUUGCCAGAAAUGCGCAGCAAAUCCUUUGACUAUGGAAACCUGCCCUCCUGCAGACAGGGGGAGGUCUACUCCAGCACGUCUGCAAAAAAGGAACGUCGGCGUGGAUGUCUGGUUAGACAGGCUUCACUGAGCGUUUAUCCAGAGGCGGUCCUCCAGGAGCCGGCCGGAGUCGAAAUGUCAAUCAAACAGGAGAGUUUGGAGUAUGUGGCGGGGCCUGGUCCAGCAGGACCCGCCCACAGCACCAGUGACAUCUCCAGCAGAACCAAGAGAGGCUGCAGCAGCACCGGUGGAUCUCACCAGCAGCAUCUCCUCCAGCAGAGUCUUAGUGAGGACAGCCUACAAGACGAACCUCUUUAUGGACGGUCGCAGCAGCAUUGCCUCCAGGCCCAGGGCUCCUCAUCUGAGGGAGAACAUCCAAGUCACGAGGCCAUGAACAAGGAUUUCAUCCAGCAGUACCACAGCAGUCCGCCCCUUAUUUCCUUCCCACAGCCAGGCUUGUUCUGGACUCAGGAUCCAGGAUCUGUAUCCAGACAGCAGCAGACCCUCCAGGCUCAGCAGCAACUCCAGAAACUCCACAUCAAAUCUCCCGGACAUCCUCCACAGAAGCUGCAGCAGCAGAUCCACGAUCCAGAAAAUCCAAACUCUCAGAUUUACCCCUCCUCGUUUUCAUCUCGAUCCUCUCCUCUGUCCCAGCAACAGCAGCAAAGCCUGGGAUCGGUCUCGUCCAAGCCUACCAGCUCCUCCACAGCCCCCGUCCUUCUGCAGCAGAACCAGCCGGUCUUCGCCACCCAGAACCUGGGCUCCCAGGCCUCCCUGCCUGCUUUGCUGGUUCCUGUACGGAUCCAAACCCACGUGCCAUCAUUUGGUAGUGCUAUGUACACGAGCGUAAGCCAGCUGAUAACGUCCCGUGGUGGUGACUUGAUGGCGCUGGCCUCCAACGGCGCCGACAGAAGCAACAUGUCUCCUCCUCUUGGACUUGUGAAUAUCACCAAACCCCCUGGAGGGGUCGGAGGAGGAAUAAGUGGAUCUGGUUUCAACCUACCGCUUCUCCUGGGACAGACCGAUGGCUCACUGCUACGCUCCCCACUCUGGAAGAGGCCUGAUUCGCUUCCAGAGCAACACAUAAACACCGGCAUCCCGCUGUCCCUGACGUCAGGAACCAUUUCCACCACAGAUGCCUCAGGAUCCGGGAUCGGAGGUGGCAAGCGCAUGCUUUCCCCGACCAGCUCCCUCGAGCUCUUCAUCGAGACGAAGCAGCAGAAACGAGUGAAGGAAGAGAGGAUGUACGGACUGAUUGUGAAGGAGAUGAGUGCCGUGGAACUGAGCGGAGCUGAGACCAGAACCAAGCCGGAGAGGCCUGGAAGAGGUCCCAGAGUCCGUCUGAAGAGCCAGGACUCCAUGGAGGAUUCAGAAAAGAUGUCCUCCUCCCCUCCGCUCACUGAUUUCCCAGCUGCCGCCAAGCUCGCCAUCCCCGUCAGAUCCUCAGCUCCCCACCUGUCUGACAUCCCCCAAGCGGAGAGCUUCACCCCCCCUCUCCAGAUAGUCACAGAUCGGUCUCCAGUUUUAGGUGGACGGGACUCCCCGGAGGAGCUGGAUGUGGACGAUGCGGCCCCUGAACCCAGCUCCAGCCCGGAGCCCAUGCUGUCCUCUAACGAAGCUGAAGCUGAAGACGGCGACAGGAAGCCUUCAUUGGCUGAGCUUCCCGCCAAUCACAGCGCAGGCAUAACGGGUCAGACUCUGCUUCUCACAAACGUGGCCGACCAGCAGUUUUUCCAGUUCCCGAGCCUGCGCACCAUCAGCCGGGUCAGCUGGUGUUUCCGAAACUACACCAAACCCAACAGCAGCCCAGCUACUCUGCGAAGCUCCGUCUACAGCUCGUGGUCCAUCAGCUCCUACAAUCCCAACCCGCUGAACCUCAACACGAAGGCCGCCAUCGCUCUGCUCAGGUCCAAGCAGAGAAACGCCGAUCUGAUGUACACCAUGGCCGUGUCGCCACACAGCUCCGGAAAACUGGUGUCAUCCGUAGCCUGGAAGCUGAGGUUUGACCAGCUGAAGCCGGAGCUGAUGCCGGUGGAGGUCGGUCACUUUGGGAGGAAGAUGAAGGGGGUGGUGUCAUGGGAGUGUUCGAAGGACGAGCAGAUCGAGAAGGAGGUUUCCAUCAAACCCAACUCUGAACCCACGCGGAUCAAGAUCUUCGAAGGCGGGUAUAAAUCCAACGAGGACUACGUCUAUGUUCGCGGUCGGGGUCGAGGGAAGUACAUCUGCGAGGAAUGCGGCAUCCGUUGCAAGAAGCCCAGCAUGCUGAAGAAACACAUCCGAACCCACACGGACGUCCGGCCGUUCGUCUGCAAGUUCUGCAACUUCGCUUUCAAGACAAAAGGAAACCUGACGAAGCACAUGAAGUCCAAGGCUCAUAUGAAAAAGUGUCUGGAGUUGGGAGUCUCCAUGUCCUCGGUCGAAGACGCAGAGGCAGAUGAUGGAGAUGUUGGAGAGGAAGGCCAGAAAUCUUUGGAGAAGACGUCCCGAGGUGUCAUGGCGGAGCACCAAUUCUCAGAUGCAGACGACUCAGAGGGCGGCGAGGAAGACGGCGAUGAGGUUGAUGAUGAAGACGAGGAGGAUGACGACUACGAUGGCGACUCCACCCCAAAGACUCUGUCGCGCUCCACCAGCCCGCAGCCGUACGGCCUGCCGUCCUUGUCCAUCACAGCCGUGGCCACCUCCCACCCUGCUCCCAAACUGUCCCACCCCGUGGCGUCAGACCUCCUGGGACACGCUCACAAGCCGCCUCUGUUUGGCUACUUCACCACUGUGCCAAGCAUCCAGAUCACUCAACAGGCCCCGCCCACCGAACUCACUGAGAGGGGGCGUGGUCAGGCGGAGUAUCAGCAGCGGUCUCUGGGAAAUCAGCUGCUGGUCCCCCCCUUCGAGGACCUGCCUAUCCCCUCCCCAGAUCUGUCCUCGUCGGGGUCAGACCACGCCGGCUGCCCGUCCCCCAUAUCACCAUCCUCCUCCCCCUCUGCCCGCCGUUACCUGUCCCCCUGCCGUGACCUCUCACCUCGCCCCGGACACCUUUCCCCCAGGCGGGACAUCUCUCCCCUGCGCCAUAUUUCUCCAAAGAGGGACCUGGCGGCGGGGGGGUACCGCCGCGACCUUUCCCCCAGGCGGGCCCACCUCUCCGUGGUGUCCCCCCUCUCUCGGCCCAUGUCUCCGGGAAGAAGAGACUACAGACGUGACGUUUCGCCAGGAGGCAGCCAUAGGGGGAUGAUCCGCCAUAUUUCCCCUCGCCGAGGAACCCACCUCCACCACCAGAGCCAGCAGAGUGGGCGGAGCCUAAGGACGAGUCAUCUGAUUGGAGGACUGCUUCAGGGGGAAUUUCCUGUGGGACGGUACAGAACUGGUGCAGAAAUGGAGACGUUGCCAGGGGAACGGGACCACCAGGCCGGACCCCCCCACCAGGUCCUGUUCAGCCACCUGCCCCUCCACUCCCAGCUGCAGGUGCGUUCACCUUUCCCAAUGAUCCCCAUCGGAGGGAUCCAGAUGGUACACUCCGUCCCCCUAGCUGUCGCCUCGCCACUGGUCCAGCAGGGGGCGGAGCCUAUAGCCUCCCGCCUGUCGCUGCAGAAGAGCGUGUCGGAGGACUCCACCAGCAGCGAGGCUGCCUCCUCACAUCUCACUGAGCAAAGAGGCGCGGUGAGGGUGGCUCUCCAACACUGUUCAGAGGACAGGGAAGUGGGCGGAGUCCACCAGCAUCAGGAGGAGAGCAUCCAGACCUGCACCAAGGCCAUCGCCUCCCUCUGCAUCGACUCAGAGGAGUCCAUCGUUAGGCCAGGAGGACACAGAGAGGUGGAGGAGAAAGGAGAAGGCGGAGCCUCAUCUUCACCCCCCGACCCCACCACCAUGUCGUCAACGCCACGUCCCCACCCCUCCCCGUCUCCCCCUCAAGGUCCUGGGAUUCAGCACUUUAGUGGCCUGGAGCUCGGGCCUCCCCUCCUCCCCUCCCCCUCCUUCCCCCUUCAGCCCCCCAGCUCCAGAUCUGACUCCCUCCCUCCUCCAUCGGCGUCCAAACCCGUCCAUCAAGACAGCGAGUGGGAGGACAAAAGCUCACAGACACGUAAAGACUCGUCCUAAAACUAGAAACAUGGACGUCCUCUAGUCUGGACGAAAGGGAGUGAUGAAUGGGGAGGGAGGGAUGACGAGAGAAAGAAAGAAAGACUUGUACUCCUCCAUUUUCUCUCAUUCAGCUCAAACUUUUAAACAUUUAAAAUCAAACUGAGAAGAAAUUCUGUAGUUUCGUGCACUUGCACGUGCACAGCAUGCCUGUCUCAGCCAGACUUCUUAUUUAAAGACGGAUCUGCGUGCAUGUGUUGCUGAGCGUGCACGUGUUGCUGAGCGCUCAGAGACGAUGCAUUCAAUGGUACGUAGGAAAAAGGGACUUCUACGUGUGCCUUUUUCCGUUUUGUUGUUUUUUGUUUAUUAUAAACAAACAAAGCAGGAAGGUCAAUGUAAAUAUGACAUCAUCACAUUUCUGCGUAUCAGCUUUGUAAUACCCCCCCAUCACCUUAACGUGGAUGUGAAGUUCUGGACAUUAAUAUUACGUACGGUUGCACUAAAACAUAUUUUUCUAUGAGUGAAAAGGCUUUGUGUACAGCAGCGAUUCUAUAAACUAUUUAUUAUUAUUAUUAUUGGUUUAAUGUUUCAUAAAUUGUACUUUUUUUCUUAAAUGUGGUGGAUGCCUUUUUCUAUGUGAAGCAUGGGGGGUUUGCUUACAUUAGGGGAGGAUGUACACUGUAAUAUGGCUUUAUAUGUUAGACCUAUUUAUAUACGUCUAAGUAAGCCCCGCCCCCUUGCCACCCCCUAUAUACACUUAGAUUUACUAGCAUAUCUAGCCAGUAUCUAGCAUCAAGCCGUCUCUCUGCGCUCAUCCCUCAGCAGGACGUUUUCAGACAUUGACUUGUACUUUCAUGGUGUUACUUCCUGGUUUUUGCCUUUUACAGGAGCAGGUCUGCUCUCAGCAUUAUGUGAAUGAACACACCCCCCACCCCCCUGAGUAAAUGUAGCUCCCCCUUCUUGAAUGAAUCAAUGUGGGGAGGGGGGGAACAUUCCAGUCGCCACCCAAACCUCAAAUUUUACACAUCCACCUUUCUAGAAGUUUCUGUUCCAACUGUCUGAAAAUGCACCUUAAAGUCUCCUCAGAUUUCUGCAGACUUGAGCUGGAGCAUUUGGGAUGGUUUAAAUGGGAAUAAUUCUUACUCUGGGCUGCAUUUCCCUUUUAUAGCUAAGCAAUAUUUAGCCAAACUCUGCUCACCAGCAGGGGGGGAUUCUGUUGCAAGGCAACAACUUACAACUCUUCAAAUCAGGAGCAGAAGGGAGCAGCUCUGGGUUGAGUCGGGCAGGCUGCAAUGUGAGUGUGUGUAUUCUAUAUCGGUGUCUAUUCCACCAGUAUAUCCUCUUAUGAUGUUUUUCUAUUUUCAUCCUCCCUCUGUUAUAUACCCUUUUCAUGACGACGAUGAUGUCUUUAAAAAUCUUUCUCUCUUAUCAAAGCACAAGUCAUUACAUAGAGAUGACAGUAAAAGCAGAAAAAGGUAACCGUUGGUAGAAAGGGUAACUUUGUGAUGGUGUCCUGUGGAAUUAAUACAAAUAUCAUGUGUAACUCAAGCUGCAACGAGGAAGUAGAAGUGAAAGAAAUGGAUUGUUGUUUCCAAAUAAAGAUGAAUACAAACA
Molecule: messenger RNA, 9452 nt
Organism: Melanotaenia boesemani (Boeseman's rainbowfish)
Lineage: Eukaryota; Metazoa; Chordata; Actinopteri; Atheriniformes; Melanotaeniidae
Gene: hivep2a
Product: HIVEP zinc finger 2a
Exons: 17
Coding region: 759-7859 (2366 amino acids)
Biological process (GO): regulation of transcription by RNA polymerase II
Cellular component (GO): nucleus
Molecular function (GO): DNA-binding transcription factor activity, RNA polymerase II-specific; RNA polymerase II cis-regulatory region sequence-specific DNA binding
Source: RefSeq, a predicted model, not a curated record